Molecule: messenger RNA, 1521 nt
Organism: Effrenium voratum
Lineage: Eukaryota; Dinophyceae; Suessiales; Symbiodiniaceae
Source: the annotation of a GenBank genome assembly
CAAUGCACAACUUCGAUGUGCCGCGGCAGUGGUGGCAGUGCGUUGAUGAGCGUGGUGUUGGGAUAGCACCACCUCGAAUCAUGGCGCAGCCAGAGAAGGAGGCUCGGGAGGAGGGUGACGACUUGCUGGAGGCGCUGGAGGUGCGGUCGUGCACCAGCUUUGACCACAGAUCAGAGUCUGACACGGACGAUUUCAAGGACUUCUCGCCAGAGAAGACCACUGAGAAGAUCAGGGUAGUGGAUGAAGCAGAGACCCCGGAAGGAAAGGCCAGAGAUGCCAUGAAGCCAUCAGAGGCGAAGCGGCUCCUGGUGCCAAAAUCCGCCGAGGAGACAGAGGACGAGACCAAAGAGGAGUCUUGCUCUGACAAGGCCGAAGACGACCUCGCAGACAAGCUGCGCGAGACAGUGCUGCAAGCAGCAGACACCAAGCAAGCAGACACCAAGCAGGCAGACACCAAGCAGGCAGACACCAAGCAGGCCGACACCCAGCAGACUGACACCAAGCAGGCAGACACCAAGCAGGCAGACACCAAGCAGGCCGACACCAAGCAGACUGACACCAAGCAGGCUGCUACUAAGCAAGCUGACACCAAGCCAGCUGAGAUCAAGCAGGCAGAGACCAAGGUGGAGACCAAGAAACCAGUCAUGCCAGCAUUGAUGCUCUCUCGAUCCCCAAGCCCUGGUUUGGAGGCGGGAUUGGACAUGUCGGCCCUGGUGAAGUCGGAGGUUUCUGCACAAAUCGCAGCUCUGCAGGAGGAAAUGGCAGACCUCCGCGCCUCCGUGGGCAUGCUCCAGCAGCUCCGGGGCGAGGAAAAGGCCGUCGGCCAGGAGGACCUCGCGGAGAUCAGGAGUAGCGUCAAGCGGGAGCUUCACGAUGUACAGGAGGUGGUGAAUGGCGAGCUGAAAGACUUGACUAGCAGCUUCAGGGCCGAAUUCUUGCAGAUGAGCCAGAGGGUGGCUGCUUUGGAUGAAGCGAACGCACAGCUGUCGCAGACCAUCGCAGCAGUCUCGCUGGAUUCAUCCGCUGCGCGGGCCGCCUUUGAGGAGGUGCGGCCAGCCAUCUCGAACCUGGCCGGGGCGCAGAGUGCACUGGGUAGCGCGCAGCGGGAGUCCGAGAAGCAGUUGAAUGCGUGCAUUUUGCGGCAGAGAAGUGACGCUCUGGCGUUGAACGCCAGAGUGAAAGACAUGGAAUCCGGAUGGAGGGGCUUUGCCGGUUGCUUUUGCAAACGCCGACGUCCAGCUGAGACCCCCUUCAGACCGAGCGAAUUUGCGCCCAACAAGUUGGAAGCGCAGCAGAUCCCAGUAGAUUCUGAGAGGCAACGACCUGGACCCUUGAGCGACGCUGACUGAGGCGACUGAUGCAGUACCUGGGUUUGGGCUUUUUUACAGUCUCUUUGAAACAACUCCGAAAAGGGGUGCCCAAAAAGUCACGGCCCACAUUGUCGCCGGGAGCUUUACAAGCAGGUCGGGCGAUCACGCUCGGGACACUGGCCAGGUGGGCGGAGCCAAAGUUGAGUGUGGU